UAAAGCGAACUGAUUUUUUAACCGAGCGGCGUCACGAUCAUAUCAGAGCGGGAUUUAACGGGCUUUAAACGCGAGGAUACGGGACAGCGGCGUCUAGCUUCUCAACAUCUGGGCAGAGAUGUGACAGCUUCUUGGCAUCGGCGUUGUGUUCUUGUUGCUUUUGUUGUAAUUUGUUGUGGGGGACCUCCCUAAAGCCUCAACUCAGGAACUAUCCACUGACAUUCCCUGCCUUGGCAGCUACACUGUUUGCCUUUUUCCGCAGAGCGACAUUUCGUCUCUGUGUUACAGUGUGCAGAAAAUGGCAACUGCUCUCAGCGGACGCCCACCUAACAAUCGGAAAGGCCGUCUUUUGGGCAUCAUAGAGACCAUCCAGGACGCGGUCGGACCCCCCAAGCAAGCGGCCGCGGACCGUCGGACCGUGGAGAAGACAUGGAAGCUUAUGGAUAAAGUGGUGAGGUUAUGUCAGAACCCCAGGCUGCAGUUGAAGAACAGUCCUCCGUACAUCCUGGAUAUCUUACCUGACACUUACCAGCACCUGAGGCUGAUUCUGUGCAAAUACGAGGAGAACCAGAGACUUACUCAGCUAAGCGAGAAUGAAUAUUUCAAAGUGUACAUCGACAGCCUGAUGAAGAAAUCAAAAAGAGCCAUCCGCCUUUUUAAGGAAGCCAAAGAGAGAAUGUACGAAGAACAGUCACAGGACAGGCGAAACCUCACCAAGCUCUCGUUGAUCUUCAGUCACAUGCUGGCCGAGAUCAAAGCCAUCUUUCCGGGCGGACAGUUCCAGGGAGACACGUUCCGCAUCACCAAGGCCGACGCUGCCGAUUUCUGGAGGAGAUCUUUCGGCGAAAAGACAAUAGUACCCUGGAAGAUAUUCCGGCAGUGCCUUCACGAAAUGCACCCCAUCAGCUCCGGGUUGGAGGCCAUGGCUCUCAAAUCCACAAUCGACCUCACUUGCAACGACUACAUCUCCGUGUUCGAGUUUGACAUUUUUACUCGUCUUUUUCAGCCGUGGGGCUCAAUCCUGAGAAACUGGAACUUCCUGGCGGUCACUCACCCGGGCUAUAUGGCCUUCCUGACGUAUGAUGAAGUGAAGGCACGUCUACAGAAGUACAUGAACAAACCCGGCAGCUACAUCUUCAGGCUGAGCUGUACGCGGUUAGGGCAGUGGGCCAUCGGCUACGUCACCAGUGACGGCAACAUACUGCAGACCAUUCCACAUAACAAACCACUGUUCCAGGCACUCAUAGACGGAUGCAGAGAGGGCUUCUACCUGUUUCCUGAUGGUCGCAGUUAUAAUCCAGAUCUCACCGGCCUGUGUGAACCCACUCCACAUGACCAUAUUAAGGUCACCCAGGAGCAAUAUGAGUUGUACUGUGAGAUGGGAUCUACGUUUCAGCUAUGUAAGAUCUGUGCCGAAAACAAUAAAGAUGUAAAGAUCGAACCAUGUGGACACCUCAUGUGCACUUCCUGUCUGACAUCAUGGCAGGAUUCUGACGGCCAGGGUUGUCCGUUCUGUCGCUGUGAGAUCAAAGGGACGGAGCCAAUCAUUGUAGAUCCGUUUGACCCACGAAACGAAGGGGCCAAAUGUUUCCUGAUGGACCACUUCAGCUGUCCCAUGCUGGACUUGGAUGAUGACGAUGACAGAGACGAUUCUUUAGUCAUAGAUCAUAUCAAGAAGUCCAUGGAAAUCCAAAACUCGCCGAUAAUGUCCCCGACAUCAUCUCCCAUAUGCGAACGUCGAAAAACCACCGCAGAUCACAUGGGUACUCACCUCAACAUUCCACCUGUACCGCCCCGCCUAGAUCUCAUCCGAUCGCCCGCCCCCAGCCCCACCGGGUCCCCUAAGUCCUCACCAGGCAUGUCCAGAAAACAGGACAAGCCGCUUCCCGCUCCCCCACCGCCACUUAGAGACCCCCCUCCGCCACCUCCUCCAGAACGCCCUCCUCAUAUGUCUCAAGAAGGUCGGGCCCCCUGGCUCGCCAGCCCCUCGUCCGGCCUACCCAGAGACCCGAGGGCACCCUCGGAAGCCUGGAGUCCCAAAGACACCACCUCUGUGUCAGACAGCAGGGCCGCUGCUGCAGAUCGCUCCCCGAAACUCGCCCACGCUGCCCCUGCACACAUCAACGGGAGACCCCUCAGCUGCUCCGGUGCAGACCUGGGGGUAAACCGGAACGGCCACAGAUUUAAUAACCAGUCAGAGUGUAUUAAGUCUUUCGUCAAUGGUCUUUUACCUAGUGAUGAUUAUGACAUCCCCCCUCCGCGUCACUCCCCUCCUCUGAUGGAGCACAACCAGAGACACACCAACCCCUUCACCAACCGGAGUCACACAGACAGACUGGAGGACGAGUAUCAAGUACCUUCAUCACUUCCUGUCUGCCUCACACAGCCACCCGUCCGUAUCCCCAACAGGGCUUUAGAAAAUGGCUCGUCAGAUCUCUCGACAGAUAUAAAGAAACACAAACCUCAAGAGCAUGGUGGGUUUGACUCCAGUUCAUUGAUUUCAGUUGUGUCUAACACCACACAGUGUCCACUUCAUAACAGGACGCCCUCAGACUACGACAUUCUACUUCCCCCUCAAGCAUCUCCAAUGGAAGACCUUUUCAAUUCUAUUCCCCCAUCCCAGCCUCCGCCUCCUCCUCCCAUCAGAAAUAGUUUUACAGAACCCUCUACCUCCUCACCCUAUCCCAGACCUGCCCGUCCCUCGUCCGGACACGACCACUUCCUGCUCAGCGCCGAUACGUUUAUAGAUGCGAACAACUCGGCUCCUAAUCCCCCUGUGCGGAGACAAACAGGAGAUAACACAAAGACUUCAUUCAGAGCUCCACAAGACUACGAUCAGCUGCCUCCCACCUCAGUGGCCGCAGAUUGCUUCAGGGCACCUGAGAGACCUCCAAAACCACUUCCUAGGAGACCGCACGAUUCGUCCCGAGAAAGCGUUGACAGCAAAAUCGCCAAGCUGAUGGGAGAGGGCUACUCGUUCGAGGACGUGAAGCGGGCGCUGAUGAUAGCGCAGAACAAAGUGGACGUGGCGCGGAACAUUUUACGAGAGUUCGCGUUGGUGGCGCCCAGGCAGAGCCUGUAGGCCCGAAGCAAACUGAGACUGACUCUUGACGCAGAGCUUACAACCGCCCGCAGGCUGAUACCCUCUCGCUUAAAGCACCCGUGCGCGUCCACCGUCUGCCGAAUGUGGACAAUAGAAUCCUGUGAUAGAGCCUGGGGUUUACACAGCCAGUUUGUGUGUUUUGGUGGCUUUCCACUGCUGGAUUUUUAUCUGGUAAUCGUCGUUGUGGCCGUUCCGAGAGAUGAAUACAAAAUGAUUUUUUGUUUGGGUUUCCAUCCACACUUACAGCAGUAGUUAAAGUUGUGUUUGUAUGCCAGUGUCUGCAGGCUGUAAAAGCAUUUCCUGCCAACGCUGCCCGCCUUACCCCUGCAAAACACACACACGUCUGGCUGCUCUUUCAUGGCCUCUCGGGUAUCGUGAUUUCACAGUAAUGGCUCUCCGUCUGCUCGUUCCUCCUUUAUCUCAUUAAUGCGCUAUGAUCACGACAAACCAGAUCAGAGAAAGAUUCUGUCUGUCUAACUUCUGAAUGUCAGGUUCUUUCAUAAUUCACUUUUCGUCUGCAUCUGCGGUGUGAACCUGGUUACAGAUGCACCUGUGUUUAGGUCGUACACUAUGUGAAUGCAUUCAACAUCUGUCGUGCGGUAUAAAGGCUCAGUGCAUGAGGGGUUGUGUUGAUGUAAGGGCUAACAAACGCUGAUGUCAUCGCUGCGGAAAUCUAAAUGUGUGCAUCAAUUUUGUAUUUAUUUGACAUCGUUAGUUCUUCAGGAAGGAAGUUACUUCAUGUUAAACUGAGCUCAAACUGGUUCUGAACGCAGAGAGCGCAGAAAUAAGAACUGAAUCCGUUUCGUUUUAUUUACGCAGACACGCCAAAAUAAAAAAGCGAAAAGAAUUUGAAAACAUGAUUUUAGAAACUAGUUUACAAAUUGACGCACAAGUGUAACACUCCCGAUUCUUCCAUGGCCUUAUGGGAACUGUGGACGCCGAAUGGCUUUGACUCUUUUCGCUGGCUGUGUCGUUUCUCUUAUCAGGUUAUCUCUUGCACUUGAAACUUCAUUUUGCACUGGUCUUUCACUUCACGUUACACCUGAAAGUCUUGAACUCGAGCGGAACUUGACGAUGGCCUGCGGAUGAGGACGUGACCUUUGACAGGUCUGCUGCGGGGAAACUGUUUUUCUGUUCUCUCUCUUCUUUUUUACAAGAGAUUUAGUUUGUUGGAAAACGCUUUGUGGAUCAUUUAAACCAGUGAUGUGUGCAAUUAAUUUAUACGUUGUUAAAAAGAUUAUUUUCAUCUUUCAGUAAUGUUGGUAACCCGUGAUCAGUUCUUGUGGAGAAAAUGUUUUAUAAAAGCCAGUAUUAACAUCUG
Triplophysa dalaica is the source of this 4424-nucleotide messenger RNA. It is a transcript of the gene cblb, whose product is annotated as Cbl proto-oncogene B, E3 ubiquitin protein ligase. The transcript is spliced from 19 exons. Gene Ontology annotation, molecular function: receptor tyrosine kinase binding; phosphotyrosine residue binding; SH3 domain binding. NCBI's taxonomy places the organism in Eukaryota, Metazoa, Chordata, Actinopteri, Cypriniformes, Nemacheilidae. The record is from RefSeq and is a predicted model, not a curated record. Gene Ontology annotation, cellular component: plasma membrane; membrane raft. The coding region runs from base 299 to 3082 and encodes 927 amino acids. Gene Ontology annotation, biological process: cell surface receptor signaling pathway; negative regulation of epidermal growth factor-activated receptor activity.